AUGGUGGACUGUAUAAACGAUAUCAGAGACUUCCUAGCGCAUUUGCCAAGGUUAUCAAAUUAUCAAAUCAACGAUACCGCGUUGUACCAGCUUUGGAAAGUCCUUUUCCAAUGUUUGAAGGUAGAUAGCAAUGGUAAAGGUGAUAUUGAUUGGAAUGAGGUGUUAAGAGUAUAUGAAAGCUCUAAUUGGAAGAACGGGGUAUUCCAAUCUAUCCAUCUUCCGAAGAAUUGGAGAGAGCGGUUUUUGGAAGACUACACAAAGAUGAGUGGAUCACCUAAAGAGCAUCGCGGGACGAGCUGUAAUAAACACUGUCAACCCACCGAAACCGUAUAUUAUUGUUUUGAUUGUACAAAAAAUCCGUUGUACGAAAUUUGCGAGGAGUGUUUUGACGCAGAUAAACAUUUGGGGCAUCGCUGGACUUCAAAAGUAGUCAGUAGACCUGAGGGCAAGAUAUGUCAUUGUGGUGAUCCAUCAGGGCUAACUGAUCCAGAAAACGGUUACGAAUGCAAGAAUAGUGCGAAUAAUGGGCCCAAAUUACCCUUGCGUUAUGAUCAUGAUGAGAGACUAAUUGGAGUACUAUCACAUGUGCUCGACUUUAUAAUAGAUAUGGUGAUAUAUCUGAAGGAGUGUGAUAACUAUAAUGUCCUUUUAUCAGUUCGACACAAAUCAGAAUUGAAGUCAGAGUACUAUGCUUUGCAGUUGUAUGAAAAAGAUUGUAAAAUGCAUGUAAAAGAUUUGGCAGCAAAAAUAAGUAAAGUUUUGCACAAACCAUUAGAAUAUGGGAUUAUGAUGACCAACCGGUUGGUCCAACAGGAUGCAUUUGUUGUGUUAUUAGAGUCGAAAGAUACCCAAAAACUUCAGGUAGUGAAGGAAUCAUUUGCAAGUGAACAUGUUAUUGUUCAUAUGAAAGAUAGGAGCGAAAUAUUUAAGGAGUACUUGGUUGAUGAAUUAAUUAGGUGGAUUUACGAAAUAUGUUGCAGGAAACCAAAUAUACAAAGGAAGCUAGCACUUCGAGUUGCCAUGAUGGAUGUGUGGAAUUCAAGGCUCGUGGGGAUGAAGCUCAAUACAGAUUCAUCGGUAGGUCUGUCUUGGUCAAAAAUAUAUGUAUUAGGAAAUUUCACAGUACAGUUUCCAGAUAGGGCUACAUUCCCAUGGUGUUUACCUUGGGGAUUUCGAGAAAAGCAAGACGAGAAACAUGAUCCUAGAGUUUUAGAUAUAAUGGAUGAUUAUGAUAAACGUGUGGCAGAUACUGACUUAAAUGAUCCUAGCACAAUGUACCAGCACUUUCAGGGUUCAAGGUUUCAAUAUUUAAUUACUGAUGGUGCUGCCAUCAUAUCAAAAGUCUCGAAAUAUCGAAUGAUGAAAAUUAUAUGCGCUAUAUUUACUAUUAUUGAUGAUUCAAAAAAAUGCUUGGCAGCUCAAUAUUUGGAUGCCUACUGUGUGGUACUUUUCAAUACAGUAGCUUCAGAAUCCGCAGAUUUCAAGGUAUCGUUAAUGAAUAUGUUGUCACAGUACAUUUUUCAAAAUCCAGCAAUAGCUAAUAUGAUCAUUCUGUCAGAAUCAGGCUUUAUUAAACGAGCCUUACGAUUUGCAUUUGCAUUGUUGUCUUUCUCUCCAUCCACAUUAAUAAGUUGUCCACCUAUUCCAUUAUCGUUCGACUUUAAGCUUCCAGAGGAUAGUAUUAAAAGCAAACGUUCAGUAGUCUGUUUUAAAGACAUUUAUCUGAUAAUGUCCACAAAUACAGUACCUGAGAAACUACUUUCUCUACAAGACUUGAUGUGCACCAUAUUCGAAUGCUUUGCUUCUUUUAAUUCUAUACUUCCGCUAAGAAGAGAGGCUAAAGAGCAUGUAGAGUUCGAGAACUUUGAUUUUUCAUCUUAUUAUUUCCUAUUUUCCUCAAUAUUAGUCAUGGUUGAUGGAUAUGUAAGGAAUGUUUGUUUGAUAAAAGAUCUGCCCCAACGGUAUGCACAAGUUCGUGAUCUAUUACGGAAGUCCAUGACUUUAGAAAUUAAACUGUUAAACCAAUCUAGAAACUUUAUCCCCUCAUCACCUAUAAACAUUUGGGAUGUUUGUAAAGUAUCACAUUACGACAAUGACCCUGAGAAAAAAUUAUAUCCCAAUAGAGAGACUAUAUGCAAUGUAACGAGCGAUGUGAUUAACUUUAAAGUUGGCUUUGAGGUCCAAAAUUUUUUCAACCCCAUGUCGUAUUUCUUUAAAUUUGUGGUCCAAUGGAGCCAGUGCGGUAGGUACAAGGCAUUACCAGAAAGUAUGCGAGGCUAUUUUGAUCUUGCCAGUUUUUUACGUGAAGAAAAGACGUUACUCUACAUGGCAGAGUCUGCACUUUCUACUUUAGUGCUAAUUGCACAAAUUAAUGUUGGGUUUUGGGUUAGGAACGGCACACCGAUAAUUCAUCAACUGCGAAUGUAUACAAAGUAUAGUAUGCGUGAAUUCACAUAUUUCAGCGAUAUUUUUAACGUGCAGCUUGUGAUGAGUUUAGUGAAUCCUAAUGACUUCAUGGUUACUUUCCUAUCUAGGUGGAAUUUAAAAAACUGGGCGGAAGGAAUCAGUGUGGAUGACUAUCCCGAUCAUGAGACCACUUCUUCCAUGGCUGACCAGUGUUUAUUAUUAUUGAUUCAAUUAUUGUCAGAAGUUAGAUCAUUGACAAUGUCAUCAUCUGUGGAAGGUUUUGAAAAGACUAUGAGGUCAGAGAUUAUCCAUGCGCUAUGUUUUCAUAGCUGUAGUCAUAGUGCUCUAAUGAACGUGAUUCCAGAGCAUGUUACCAAACAUCCUGCAUUUGACUUAUACGUUAACAACCUAGCUGAUUACACACCUCCUUCUGGUUUGACAGAUCAUGGCAUUUAUACCCUAAAAGCUGAAUAUUUCAGUGAAGUUGAUCCAUAUUUUGUUGGAUUUACUGCUACAAAAAGAUACGAGGCCGAAAAGCUAUUAAGAAAUAGGAUGGAAGGAAUACAAAAUAUUCCUUACGAGGAUACUUUCGUUCCUGCAAAAGAAGUUAUCAGCGAACUAAAAACUACUCCAUUUUUGAAUUUGUAUCAAAUUACUAAUACUGAUAUCUUUGGCAUCCUAUUGAAGAGUUGCUUGGAACACAUAAGAAAAUUCAAGUACGAGUCCAUGUUAUCCAAGGUGGCUCACCUUCUUCAUUUAUGCUUAUUGAACAAUUUGAAUGAUUUUGUUAAGAUAUUUUGGAGAGAAUAUUCCUUUGAUGAUGUAGAGCUAUCUUUUUACAACAGUAUAGGUUCCAUUUUAUUCUCGUUUCUUGAGAAAGAUGAAUUUGUGAAUGAUCACGGUAAAAUUAGGGAGAUAUUCCAUAUGUUACAGGACAAAGCGCCGCAUGUUAACAUCGAUGAGUACCUAAAAGAACAAAUACCAUCAUAUGAUUCUACCUUACUAAGUUCCCAGAACAAAGAUCUUAGCAAAUAUGAAGAUGAAUUUCAGAAGAAGAAGUUGGCAAAGAAGAAAGGUGAAAGACUUAUGAGAAAACUUGCGAAGCAGCAGCAAAUGUUUAUGGAGAAAAAUAACGUUACACCUGAAGAAAUUGAUUCCAAAGAAUCGACUGUUGAUUCUAGUGUUGCUUCAAUUGGCUGGGAAUACCCAGAUGACACAUGUGUAUUCUGCAAAAUGCCUCGAAUUGAAAAUGACACAUUUGUUUAUUUUACUCAUUUUGAACAGAAUAUUGUUGAUAAAUUUACAGAUUUUAGUGAUUUGAAUCGACUACAGGCUGCAUACAACGACGAUACAACCAAGACCAACUGUCCAUCUCAAGGAGAAACGAGCGUUGGCCAUGUUGUUAAAUCAUGUGGUCAUGGUUCCCACUUCUCUUGCAUGGAACGUCAUAUGAAAGUUUCUAGAAAUGCUCAUAGUCAUAUGACAAAAAAUGUCCCACAUGGAUUAGGUUUUGCAUUAUUAUUCUGCCCAUUAUGCAAUUCUUUAGUCAACUCAUUUCUACCCCGUCUUUGUGAUGUAAAUCCGCGAAAAGAACAUGAUAACUUUAACGGCGCCCAUAUAAAUCAAUAUGCUUCAUCUUCGGAACUAUUGGACACUUUAUGUCUUAAAUCUCUGAUAAUCUUCUGCUCUCUAACCGCGCAAUCCAAAUUUUCAAGACUACCUGAUAUCUAUACCUUGUUUUGUUCGAUUAUCACAAAUACAAUUUCAAACACCGAGUUAAUUACAAGAUCUGGCGAUCAUCGAAUUCCUGUAACAAAGAGGAUCACAAACCAACAGUUACUAACACUAAGACUUCUAACGGAGUUAAAGAUAUACAUUUUGGAAAGGAGGUUAUUUUCUCAUCAAGCAGAUAAACGCUCGGAAUUGCCGGUUCCCAUGCUUAGUGAACAUAACGAUUGGACUAUCUUUAACAAUGAACAUUUACACAAUAACGUAUUAUUAGACAUUUGUCGAUACUUGAAUCCAUUGGCUAGGAAAAACGUAUUAUUGGUUACUUUAAUGUACACUUCUAUCAAGAGAAAAUUACACCAAAAUUUCAUUGCCUUAGGAAUAACAUUGGUAGAGGAUUCUGGAUGUGUUUUAAGAAACGAGCAGUACGACAUGGACUGGGAAGCUGAUAAUGACCGUCCAAUUUCCCAAGAUGCUGAAUUGGUAAUGAACAUAUUGCAAACUUAUAUCACUGCGUUGUCGACUUCUAUUUCAGUAAGCGAUUUACAAUUAAAACGUCUUUUAAAAUGGAGGCAGUUAAUAUAUCAAAUUAUUGAACAAUCCAUUCUUAUCUUCGUACGCAGAAUUUUGGUGCUACUAUUUGCAGAAUAUCCGGUCGGGAUGUUUGAGCCCCCAUUAGAAGAGUCCGAAAUAAACCCUACUCUAUCAUAUAUCGGCGCUCCUGCAUUAAGCCAUAUAUUAAUGGAUUUUUACAACAACGAUCUACCCUUUUUAAAAACCAGUAUGCGCGAUUUGACUGUUGGUAGUAAUGCUCAAUCAUUUGCCCGAAAAGUGUAUUCAUUAAGGAUAGAGUCACCAUUUGGUUCCGCAUUGGUACCUUUACCAACCAAUCUGUCAGAUUUAUUGGCGAAUGAAGACGAACAGCUUCAAUAUCGAGUAAACAAGCACGAAGUUGCAUUAUGUUUAUUUUGCGGCAGUAAGAUAUUUAUUCAGAAUGCCUCUCCGUUGCAUAAUUUCAAAAUUGGAGAAUGUACAAACCAUUAUUUUAAUGAAUGUACACAGAUGACGGUAUACGGAUGCUUCUUACUUGUAAGAAGCAAUACAAUAUAUUUAGCAUACGGCGCUCGUGGUACAUUUUUCAAGCCUCCAUAUGUGAAUAAGCACGGUGAAGUUGAUGAGGAUUACAAAUAUGGUACACCUGUCUUUCUUGAUGAAAGGCUAUACUCCCACUUGAGCAAUGACAUUGUACUUGGCGGAAAAAUACCGCACUUAGUGCACAGACUGACCGAAAAUAUGGCAGACGUCGGCGGCUGGGAAAGUAUGUAG
Molecule: messenger RNA, 5460 nt
Organism: Eremothecium sinecaudum
Lineage: Eukaryota; Fungi; Ascomycota; Saccharomycetes; Saccharomycetales; Saccharomycetaceae
Gene: UBR2
Product: putative ubiquitin-protein ligase UBR2
Exons: 1
Coding region: 1-5460 (1819 amino acids)
Biological process (GO): protein ubiquitination; ubiquitin-dependent protein catabolic process via the N-end rule pathway
Cellular component (GO): cytoplasm; ubiquitin ligase complex
Molecular function (GO): zinc ion binding; ubiquitin protein ligase activity
Source: RefSeq, a predicted model, not a curated record